ACCUUGAGUAUUCUUUUAAAUUUUGGACUCACAUAGAAUGAACAGUUUUUUUGUAUAAUAUUUGUAUUUUAUAUCUUGUAGUUGUGGGAAUACUGCUAAAUGUUCAUAUUUAACUAAUCGUUUAUCUCAUGUUCAUACUAAGGUUGCAGUAAUAAGAUUUUUCAUAUGCAUAUUGUUAGAGCUGUUCACUCCCUUUAUAGAAACAGAGCUUUACGUUACCUGUCCUCUGGAAAAGGAAAUAAUGGGCAGAUAACAAAAAGACCACGUGAAGAUGUUUCCCUAUCUGAAAAUGAGGAUUUACUUGGCCCUUUACAUACACAAAAACCAGGUUUAUUUAUACAGCCUGGCAUACUAUUCCAAGACUACCCUAAUAAAAACUAUUUAAUCGCAAAAAUAUAUCUCUUCUCCUUGAUAUUUCUGAUUACCUCUUUUUCAGCGAUAAAGAUCGUACCACCUGGCUAUGUAGGAAUUAUAGUUAGACGUAAUGGUGAGAUGGACCAGUUUAACAAUGAAGGAAGGAUGGCUUUGUUCCGUAUUCCCUUCAUGGAUAAACCUGUGGCGUUUAGAAUCACACCAAUCAGGAAAAAAAUCGUAAGGAAAUGCCUAACUUCGGAUUCAAAGACUGUUGAAGUUGUGAUUUUCCUGACAUUUACUGCAAAACUUGCUUUCGCAACACACAUAUAUUCCAUUUAUGGAACUAAUUACACGAAGGGUUUCGUUGAAAAAGAACUAUGUUUUGAUAUUGAUCAAGUGGUAAAAAAGUAUAAUCUCGAUGAUCUCGUAGCAGGUGUUGAUAUAGUGGAAGAGAUGUACUCCACUAACAGUGACAUCCAUGCAACUGUAACUCAUAGUUCAAUGGAGUCAGCAAACGAAGAAAUCAUUGAGAGAUUCCAAGAUGCUGGCGCUUUCAACAAAAUUAUUGUAUCAGAUGUGAACAUAAGUUACAGAAAUCCAGACAUCCUGGAUGUGGCAGAAUGAUGAUUUGACUUCAAUGGUAGAGGAGACGUACCUAUCGCUUUCUAAUUUCUAACAUAGCUGGACCUAAUAACAAUGUGACAUAAAUCAUUAUAAAUACCACAAUCGACUCCUUGUUUUUGCAACAGUUGAUGUGCAUUGUCACAGAUGGGAAAUUUCGCUGCACGUCAUUAUUAAAUAAUAUGUUACAUACACGAUUUCCAACAGCGACAAACAGAAAUUCUUGUAUUUUCGUUAGUUGUUAGCACUUCGACGUGGGUGCUUGGAAGUCCUUGAGGUUGUGGUAUGAGCUUUUGUGAAACAAACCGUGUUGAUUGAGUACAUCUCCCGGCUUUCGGACAACUUUAAUUUUGUUUCUGACUUUUGACGCUGUACUACCCAUUAUUGAUGAUAUGUUGCCCCUAAAGAUUACAACGAACAAAAAUUAUAAGCUUCCCAAGAAUAUUGCUCACAUCAAUAAUACCUG
Messenger RNA from Theileria equi strain WA, 1441 nucleotides. RefSeq names its product prohibitin-like protein, putative. The transcript has 3 exons. Lineage: Eukaryota; Apicomplexa; Aconoidasida; Piroplasmida; Theileriidae. The record is from RefSeq and is a predicted model, not a curated record. The coding region runs from base 166 to 978 and encodes 270 amino acids.